Molecule: messenger RNA, 2071 nt
Organism: Morus notabilis
Lineage: Eukaryota; Viridiplantae; Streptophyta; Magnoliopsida; Rosales; Moraceae
Product: putative F-box/LRR-repeat protein At3g18150
Exons: 4
Coding region: 448-1923 (491 amino acids)
Molecular function (GO): protein binding
Source: RefSeq, a predicted model, not a curated record
UUCAUAAGCCUUUUUCAAUACCUUCUUCUGCAAAAGAGUUCAACUUCAGCCCUAGGAAGCACCGCCUCUAGAAGGCCACCGUCACCGCCACCGCAGCAACUCCGGCGUCCGCCCGUCGAACCCUGCCUUGAGCCGCCCAAAUCCAACACCUUUGCCGGUCUUCCUCGUCGUAAGGGUUCAAUGGAGAAGAUUCCCGUUUGGCCGUGAAGGUUCGAGCAUCUUCCGUGCGUCUUCCGUUAUUGAUCAGGAUGAUGAUGAUGAAGUGAAGGACUUUAUUCUUCUCUUGUUUGUUUGGACUUCAUUCCUCACGUUGAACAAUAGGGAAUUUUGGAAGAGAUGCGUUUUUGAUAGUGCCAAGUCCUUGGAUUAUUCUGUCAUUAAUGGGGAGGUUGAGAGAAGCGUGGUUGAGAGUGAAGAAACCAAGCGAAGAAUAACAUUUUGUGAGACAUGGGCAGAAAAAGAAGAAAAGUCCAUGUUGGAAGAAAAAAAGAAGGUCAAGAACCAAAAAUCAUGGAUGCCGAUCGGAUAUCAAAACUACCUGAUCAUGUUAUCCAUCAUAUUCUUUCUUUCUUACCCACCAUUGAUGCUGUUUGGACGAGCCUCCUUUCUAGGCAUUGGAGACGAAUGUGGUACUAUGUUCCGACUUUAGAAUUCUCUCAGUUCGGCAAUAAAGAUGUUGAAAUUUUCUAUAAUUUUGUGGAUGAUUGCUUGAAGCACCGCAUGAUGGGCAUGCAUCACAAUACAAUGUCAGUUAUAACUAGGUUUAACCUUAAUACUGUCUACCGUGGACGCCGUUCUAAAGUCAAACUGGAUAGGUGGUUAAGCUUUAUCGCUCAGCCCCAUCUUCAAAAAUUGGUUCUCAAUAUGUUUGAGUAUGAACCUGUUAGGAGAAGACAUUAUUGCUUGCCUGAGGUUGUACUUAACUUAGCAUCAUUGACUGUCCUAAAGUUGGUGUUUGUAGAGUUGGAGGCUUGUUAUCCUGUUAGCCUUCCAUCUUUGGAAUAUUUGUAUUUAGGGCAUGUUCAAAUGGAAGAUGAAAUAUUGCAUACGUUACUGUUGGGCUGCCCUUCCCUUGAAGAAUUGUACAUUAAGGACUGUGAUAAGUUGAAGAGUCUUCGAGUUUCGAGUUCGUGUCUUCAGUUUUUGGAUUUAUCUGGGAAUUGGGAGACAUUUACAAUCAAAGUGGAAGCUAUAAAUCUUCAAUCUUUUGCUUUUUCUAAUACUGCAUGGAAAAAACCGUGCAGUUGCCGCUUUGAUCUUGCUUCUUGCAAGAAAAUUGAAAAUCUCUCAUUGCAUGGUGUCUCUUUUUAUCCCGAUGAGGAUUUUGCAAGCUUUAUUUCUGGACUUCCACUUCUUGAGAGUCUUGCCUUAGAUCAAUGCGAUCUUAUUGACAUCAGAAAUCAGCACCUCAAGUUUUUGGAUGUCAAGACAGUUCGAUAUAAGGACCGAGAUCAAGCGAAUUGGGAUGAAGAGGAUUGGGAUAAAGUGGACUGGGAUGAAGUGGACUGGGAUCGGAUUGAGAUUUCAAUUGAUGCUCCUAAUCUAGAUUCCUUCAAGUGUUACACUAAGAAUCUGUUGGUAAGGUUUUUAAUGAACUCGCCAAAUCUGUCGGAAACAUUUAUCCAUGUUGGCUAUUGUGCGGAAACCGAAACCCGUAGAAGGGAGAGGGAGAGGGAGUGGUACAUCAAUUUAAUUGAUUUUCUCUCGCAUUUCGAUUGCUCCAAGAGUAUAAACUUCAUUUUCUGCUGUGAAGAGCUUCUCAUGUUUCCACAAGUAUUUAGAAGGAAUUGCCGCAGCCCCUUGCCUAACGUGAACAAGCUGAAGGUAGAGAUGGGAGGAUAUGACGAGGAUGGAGUGAGGGACGCUCUACUUUGGCUUGCGCCUUCGGCGGAGACGAUAUCUAUAGAGUUAGAACCAUUUUAAAUGUAUGAAAGCUUGAGCCUUGAAUAGCUCUCAAGACAUUAUUUGUACUAUCAAACUCUAUAAACUUUUGUUGAUUUCGUUACUAGUUGCACUUGCAUAAGACCGAUUAGUUUAUUAAUUAGUCUUUCAAGUGUAUUUUUCUUAACUG